Messenger RNA from Globicephala melas (long-finned pilot whale), 4916 nucleotides. It is a transcript of the gene JRK, whose product is annotated as Jrk helix-turn-helix protein. Gene Ontology annotation, molecular function: DNA binding. Lineage: Eukaryota; Metazoa; Chordata; Mammalia; Artiodactyla; Delphinidae. The record is from RefSeq and is a predicted model, not a curated record. Gene Ontology annotation, cellular component: nucleus.
GCUUCCGGCCGGCGGUGGCGGCUCGGGGUCCGCACGUGAGUGGCGAUCAGGCUUCGCAGCUGCUAAAGCACGAUGUGCGUGAGAGAGGCACCCACGGCUCAGACGGUGAAAUCUCGAUUUGCCGGAAACCAGCUCCCGGGGCCCCUUUACCUUCCGGUCCGUGUUUGAGGGGAGAAGCUGCCACCGUCCCUGCAGAGAAGGCUGGAGGUUCCAACCGUGGAAGCCUCGGGCGGCUGACACUCGUCCCCCCUGCAGAGAGGGCCGGGAAGCUGCCCGAGCCGAGAAGGGGCCUUGGCUCGUGGCGGCCCGCAUCAGCAGGACGCCAGUGGGCGAGGGAGGUGGGAGGGGAGGGAGGCUUGGAAAGGCCUCCAGUACUGGCUCAGGUGCGACCCCUGCCGGCCGGGACGAGCCCCCUCCUCAUGGCCUCCAAGCCGGCUGCCGGGAGGACCCCGGGGGAGAAGCGCAAGAGGGUGGUGCUGACCCUGAAGGAGAAGAUGGACAUCUGCCGGCGCCUGGAGAAGGGGGAGAGCAGGAAGGCGCUGAUGCAGGAGUACAACGUGGGCAUGUCCACCCUGUACGACAUCAGGGCCCACAAGGCCCAGCUGCUCCGCUUCUUCGCCAACUCCGACUCGGACAAGGCCCUGGCGCACCGGCGCACGCUGCACACGCCCAAGCUGGAGCACCUGGACCGCGUGCUGUACGAGUGGUUCCUGGUGAAGCGCGCCGAGGGCGUGCCCGUCUCGGGCCCCAUGCUCAUUGAAAAGGCCAAGGACUUCUACGAGCAGAUGCAGCUGACCGAGCCCUGCGUGUUUUCUGGCGGCUGGCUCUGGCGUUUUAAGGCCAGACACGGCAUCAAGAAGCUGGACGCGUCCAGCGAGAAACAGGCGGCCGACCACCAGGCUGCAGAGCAGUUCUGUGGCUUCUUCCGGAGCUUAACCGCCGAGCACGGCCUGUCCCCCGAGCAGGUGUACAACGCCGAUGAGACCGGCCUCUUCUGGCGCAGCUCGCCCAGUCCCAGCCCGGAGGGCGGGGCGGUGCCCGGCCCCAAGCAGAACAAGGACAGGCUGAGCGUCCUCAUGUGCGCCAACGCCACAGGCUCCCACAGGAUCAAACCCUUGGUGGUCGGGAAAUGCGGCGGCCCCAAGGCGGUCCAGGGCAUCCAGCACCUGCCUGUCGCGUACAAGGCCCAAGGUAACGCGUGGGUGGACAAGGAGAUUUUUACUGACUGGUUCCAUCACAUCUUUGUGCCCGCGGUGAAGGAGCACUUCCGAGCCGUGGCUCUGCCCGAAGACAGCAAGGCCAUCCUCCUGCUGGACGGCUCCCGCGCCCACCCGCGGGAGGCCGACUUAGUUUCGGAGAACAUUUUCACCAUCUUCCUGCCCGCCAGCGUCACCUCCCUGAUCCAGCCCAUGGACCAGGGCAUUCGCAGGGAUUUCAUGAGGAACUUCGUCACCCCUCGCGGCACGCUGCAGGCCUUCACCCCCCGAUGCAGCGUGCACGAUGCCGUGCUCGACGUGGCCUGCGCCUGGAACGCGGUGCCGGGUGCCGUCUUUAGCCGGGCCUGGAGGAAGCUGUGGCCCGAGGUCACGCUCGUCGAAGGCUCGUCUUCAGAGGAGGAGCCCGAGCGCCUCAGGACGAAGCCUCCCGACCAGACCUUCGUGCACAUCCCCGGGCUCGGGGGAGGCGCCCCGGCCCGCCUUGGGAGCGCGGCCACGGGGAGUCCCGAGCUGGCCGAGGUGGGGGUGGGUGACGAGGCGGCCUGGGAGCAGGCGGCUGCAUCCUUCGACGCCGUGGUGCGCUUUGCGGAGGGGCAGCCCUGCUUCUCGGCCCAGGAGGUGGGCCAGCUGCGCGCGCUGCGCUCCGUGUUCGGCAGGCGGCAGCAGGCGCAGCGGUGCAGGGCCCUCAGGGCCGCAGUCAAGCUCGAGGCGCCCUGGGAGCACGCUGGGCCUCGCGGCGCCCCGCCUCGCUCCCCUCUGCCCGGCUCGUCCACAGCGGGUGAGGCCUGAGGCAGCGGGGCCCGACCUGCGGUCUCAGGGGUCACGUCCCUCAGGACGGCCCGCCCCGUCCGGGUUUUGCCGUGUGGCCUGUCGUGCCACAUGGGUGCCAGUGGGUCUUCCUGAAGGGCCCACCCAGACCCAAAACGUACCGGAGCCUCCGGUGGCCGGAAGCCAGCCUCGUGUUUUCUGGCUGAGCCUUGCUGUGUCCGAGGGUGGAGAUGUCUCUCUGUCCAGGUGGGGAAGAGCCGCCUUCAGCCGACCAGUGGCGGUACCCGCUGCCACUUGACUGGGCUGGUACUUCCUGUGGCCCACCGCUCCCCUUCUCCAGGACUCAGUCUGCUGGUCUGGGGGCCGGCCCUGAGUCGGGCAGUUCACUGAGGGCGGGACUCAAUAGAAUAAGAGUCGGUGUGGGCCCUGCCUGUGGCUCUGCAGGCCACACGUCCCCCUUCAGUCGUGAGCUCACGUAGCAGCACGAGUUUCUCCAUGCUGCCAGCACAUCCCGCCUCUCAGGCCCAGACCCCAAGAUGCAGCAGGCUGCGCGCCUACUUGAUGUGGUAGAAGUGCUCCGUUAAAGCCAGCAGGAGCGGGCGGCUGGGCCCGUCACCCCAACGUGGGGCCACAGGGCACUGCCAGUGUGUCGAGCAUCUUGGCUCCGAGUCCAACCUACAGGCCUCAUCCCCCAUAAUUUCACCUUUACAGCCCCUGCAUUAAUAAACUUUGACCAGGUGUUCAGAAAUUAGCCUUAGGCGAUAUAACGAAAACAGUAAAGCUCGCAGCUGAGCUGUCUAGCAGGAUUUGAACUCCUGUUUUCAGCUGUGGAAAGCUGGCUGUGCUGGUGGUCUCACAAAGGCCGGUCGCGGGAUGGCGCGGCUGUGUUUCCUGUGUUGCAGCUGAUUCCCACGUUCUGCCAUGUCGUUCAUCAGCACAGCCGUAGGACAGAGCCCCUUAUCGGCCGUGGUCGCCCUCUUCGAAUGUACGUGAAAUGGGUGAGCUUUUCUGUGCUCUUUUCACUGCUUCGCCUUCAGUUGCAUCCCCUUCUUGGGUAGCUGAAUCGGCACAUAGUUUUCAUUCCUGUGUUUGUUGCGUGCCGAGAGCCCUCCGUGAGAGCCGAGGAGAGCUGAGGGCUUGCUUCGCAGUCGGCUCUCUGGUGUUUCUACAUCUUUCCCAGCAGUGCGGUGGCAGUCACGGCCGGCCCGGCGCUGCUCUAGUGCGGUGGCAGUCACGGCCGGCCCGGCGCUGCUCUGUGGACCGUGCGUUUCCUGCUUCAAAUGCGGGUAUGAAGAUUGUGAAACAAGCACAGAUCGUUUUCACAGUGUCGUUGCUGAUUCUUUGGGCCAGAUUGCCUCCUGCUGUGUUGUCACAUAGGUUUCCUUCCCGUGUUUGGGGCGACAUCUGUGCACCAUGUACUUCUGUGCCACUUUUGGACUCCUGUGUGUCCCCUGUGCGGUUGAAUUGCAGCUGCUUGAGGUGUUGACAGGGUUAGAUGUCAGGGGCGGCAGCGUGGAGAUGGACAGACACGCGGAGAAGCUCCCUCCCCACUGUCAGCCCCUCGACCCCAGCCCAGUGGUUCUGGAGUAGCGGGACUGUGCUGGGGGGGGGACGGCCCCCCGUGGGUGCUCUGUCCCCACCAGACUGUAGACCCCAGGCCAGACUCCUGUCCUGCCGUCACAACCUGCCCCCGUCCUGGCUGUGUUGUGGCCGAUCAAUGAGCACUCGUCACGGACCGGCUGAGGGAGUCUGUUCUCCUUCCAGGACCAGACACACCCCCUGUGCUGCGUUGUUCUUCAGGGGCAGGACUCGGCCCUGCCUGCUUCCCUCUCCCCUAACGAGCCGGCACGCCCCCUCCUCAUGGCCUCAGUGCUGGAGAUCCUGGGCGGUGCGAGGUUUCUCGGGGUGCAGACUGAGGUGCAGCGUGAGGUGCACGUGCCCGGGGAGGACCGGAGCCCGGCGGCGCCCAGCUACCCAUGGGUGCCCCCGCCUCUGCCCCGCCCCUGAGUGCCCACCCCUGGGGCUUUGCUCUUCACUCACCAUCCAGUUUCUGAGAGCCUCAAGGGGUCAGAAUGUUCUGGUCUCAGAAUCUUUCCUAAACAGUCUUAGGGGGCCCCACUGGACUGGGUGCGAAAUCGGAGCCGGGUGGGAAGGCCUCCUCAUCUGCCGUGCAUCGGCCCCUCUGUCUCCUCUCCUGAAGCCCCCGGGGGCAGUGGGGUCUCCGUCCUGCUGGUAGAGCCUCUUCCAGGCCCCCUGCUCACCCUGCAGGGGCAGCGAGCUCAGGCACAGCGGGAGUGGUGCACACUCCUCCCACCUCAGGCAGGCAGCACCGGUGCCCUGGGAUAAGCCCAGGAGUCGUCCCUGUCGGGACUCGGCGGGCCCCUUCCGGUCUGUUUGCCCACCUUGACCUUCCCCCUUCUCGGUGGUCAAAACGACUUGGCAGACCCCGAGCUGGGAGGAAGCUGCCUGCGGCCGCACCGUGUCCUCAGCCCUCUGCGGGAGGAAUCGGGGCGUCCCCGGAGCUGGACGGGCAGCAGGUGCCACCCCUGCCUGUGGUGGAUAAGGGACCGUUCCUGGGCACUGCCCGCAGUGCCGGGAUCCAGGGAGAGGAGACCAGAGUCUGCUGGGAGGCCUGGGGCCCCCGACUCAGGACAGGCAGCCUCCGCCGGGGUUGCCCCUUGCCUGAGCCUGGCCGAGCAAAGGCUGGACUCGCAGGUUGUAGAUGGAAUUCAGGCAUCUGCCAGGGGCUGGGUGGGUCGGUGGUCCUUCACAGUCUCUUUUGCUUUGGAUCCGCUGCCUGCAGUGCCUGCUCCCCAGUGCUGGGGGGUCUGCAGGCGCCCCAGGUUAGACCCACGGUGUGGGAGGUCCUGGAGGUCCUCCAGUUGGGGAAGGCUGAGCCUGCGUAGGGGUCUGGGGUGAACUGCCGCGCCU